This is a messenger RNA of Enterobius vermicularis (human pinworm), 456 nucleotides long. Lineage: Eukaryota; Metazoa; Nematoda; Chromadorea; Rhabditida; Oxyuridae. The record is from the annotation of a GenBank genome assembly.
AUGUUGAUACUUAUAGCCUUUCAUAAAAGUCGACUGAUUAUUUUACGACGUAUACUUUUUAUUGGAGCUUCCUUGUAUACGAUGCGUACGAUCUCAAUGAUGUCCACCCAACUUCCGUCUGGAUAUGCUGAUAAUUAUUCAAGAUGUCGACCGAUAGUGGAUAAACCAGCAUUUACUAUUCUUGUACAACGAACAUUACAACAAUUUAUACAACUGGGAUUUCAGGAUUCUAACCAAAAGAUGUUAUGCGGUGAUUUAUUGUUCUCUGGUCAUACGUUAGCGAUGGUACUUAGUUCGUUUACAAUUGCUUAUUAUUUACCAAAAUCUAUGCAACUUUUAAGGUAUAUUCCUACAUUUUUGACUUGGAUUGGUAUGAUUUGUAUGAUUGUUAGUCGAACACAUUAUACCAUUGAUGUAUUAUUCGCUUACUGGCUUACAGCUGGUUUUUUUUGGUAA